UGCGCUUUACACUCUGUAUCCAAGGUAAGGAGUCGAUGUGAAAGGGAGGAUAAGGGAUGGAGGGGCUGAAUGGGAGCGGCAUCGGCCCUCCUAACUCGUCCUGGGACACAGGGGCUCCGUACUCCUCAGCCACAGCAGCGGGUCUCGCAGCACUGGUCACUUUCCUCAUCCUGUUCACUGUGGUGGGCAAUGUGCUGGUAGUCAUCGCCGUGCUGACCAGCAGGGCUUUGAAAGCGCCACAGAACCUGUUCCUGGUGUCGCUAGCCACAGCAGACAUUCUGGUGGCCACCCUGGUCAUGCCCUUUUCACUGGCCAACGAGUUAAUGGGCUACUGGCUGUUUGGCAGCACCUGGUGUGGUGCCUACCUAGCACUGGAUGUGCUCUUCUGCACCUCAUCCAUCGUCCACCUGUGCGCCAUCAGCCUGGACAGGUAUUGGUCUGUGACGCGAGCUGUGGAGUACAACCUGAAGCGGACUCCGCGGCGCGUGAAAGUGGUCAUUCUCAUGGUGUGGCUGAUAUCAGCUGCCAUUUCAUCACCACCACUGCUUUCGGCCGACAGUCAGACAGACGCCUCUGAGCGGCCGCAGUGCGAGUUGAAUGACGAGACUUGGUACAUUCUCUCGUCCAGCGUGGCCUCCUUCUUCGCCCCAUGCGUCAUCAUGGUGCUUGUCUACAUCAGGAUCUACCAAGUGGCCAAAACCAGGACGAGAACCAUGUCAGAGAAGAAGAAGCACAGUCUGGAUGCCCCCACGCAGACGGAGAAUGGCUUCAGCAAAGCCACGCAGGUGGGGAGGCCUGGAGAGGAGAGGGAGAAUGGGCACUGUGUGACUGUCCUGGGGCCGCACGGCAUAGAGGGCAUGCCCAGGAUGUCGCCAAGCCAUGAGGAACCAGAGGUCACCUCUUCAUCAGAGGCCAAAGUUCAGAAGGUGAGGGAUCCAACCCCAAGCAGGAGCCAAGUUGAGAGUCCGGAAGGUGGCGGAACAGGUGCAGAGCCCCCCAGGAGGACGUCCCGGGCUGGAAGUAGGGCCAGGGAGCUUUUCUCCUCGCGGAGGAAGAGAAGUGGUCGAAGGAAGAGCAGCAGCAGUGGCAGCAGUGUCAAGAGGCGGGCGUCCCAGGUGAGGGAGAAGCGCUUCACAUUCGUGCUGGCCGUGGUAAUGGGCGUGUUCGUGGUCUGCUGGUUCCCAUUCUUCUUCAGCUACAGCUUGUACGGCGUGUGCGGGCAGGCCUGUCAGAUCCCGGACGUGCUCUUCAAGUUCUUCUUCUGGAUCGGCUACUGCAACAGCUCCCUCAACCCCGUCAUCUACACCAUCUUCAACCAAGACUUCAGGAGGGCCUUCCAGAAGAUCCUUUGCUCGCCUUGGAAGAAAUCCUUCUAGAUGUGUAAGUUCUGGAGGACAUCACUCUGCUCCACCUGGACGAAGUCCAUCUAGAUUGAUCUUUAUAAGCUGACUAGACCAGUGGUUCCCAGUAGUGGUACUACAGUGCCCUUGCGCUGCUUAUUUUGGUGAUUUGCCAUUCUUUGCUGUAGCACACCUGAUCCAACAGGUUGGUUCAGUUGGAUAAUUAACAAGCCUGAGCUGAAGUGGAUGCUUUAGAGUGGGAGAAAACUAGAAUAUGCAGUGCAGAGGUACUCCAGGAAACUGAAGGAGAUCUUUCUGCAAAAUGGAAAUCCUUUCACAGUAAUGGAGGAUAUUGCUGUAGAAUCUCAAGGACGCCCUUCCAGAGCUCUGACAGUGAGCCAGAAGCAGCAAGGCCAGUUUUCUUCCUUUCUCUAUCUCUCUGACUUUUCUGAUUUUGAGAGAUAUUAAACAGUCGUACAGAGCAUUAGAAGAGGACAACUGGAAUAUUUCAGGCUCCAGGGCAUGAGAGACUAGACUGCUGUGCCACCUAAAACUGCCUGACAUGCAUUGGGGUCAGGAAAUGGACUGGAAACAGUCCGUUUCAUCGUCUGGACGUUUGAUGGGCUUUGAUUGGGUCCUGCCUGUUGGAAAAGGAGUUAGGGUCGAGCCUUUGGCUUCAGGCAAAGAAAGAACAGUUGGGGAUGAGAUAAAGUGGACCUGUUAGUGUUUCUACUGCAGUGUUAAACAUAAAAGUUACAGAAUUAUUUUUUAUGUGAACUCUUGAUAAGCUGUGUGAAAUAAAAAGAACACCGAUC
Messenger RNA from Colossoma macropomum (tambaqui), 2155 nucleotides. Its product is annotated as alpha-2C adrenergic receptor-like. The transcript has a single exon. Gene Ontology annotation, molecular function: alpha2-adrenergic receptor activity. The record is from RefSeq and is a predicted model, not a curated record. Gene Ontology annotation, cellular component: membrane. Lineage: Eukaryota; Metazoa; Chordata; Actinopteri; Characiformes; Serrasalmidae. Gene Ontology annotation, biological process: platelet activation; regulation of smooth muscle contraction; regulation of vasoconstriction. The coding region runs from base 57 to 1376 and encodes 439 amino acids.